AUGCUCGAUCUAAACAACGAAGGACACACUACAGCGAAAGAAGAUGACGCAAAACAGAAUCUAAAAGCCAUUGACGCAGUCGUAGACGAACCUGACAACACAACAACAUCAUUGGAGGAAGGGGAUGCUGAUAAAAUGGACACGGCUGAAGAAUCAAACAACGGAGGUACAGCGAGCGGUGACCAUCUUUCGGGGCAGGAAAAUGGAGAUGACUCGUCUAGUGCAGAUGUAGAGAUGGUAGAUGCGGAAGAAAAACCGAUAAAUGCGCAAGAAGGCACCAACGGGGGACAAAAACGGGUUCAAAAAGCUGCUGGACCAUCGGAUGCUGCAGCCUCUACUUCCCAACCUCCUCCUCCUGUUUUGAAGGGAACGCUAUCGUACAAUGUGGAAUUGAGGCGUCAUUUAAUUCGUGGAAUGUGGAAUUAUGAAAACUCUAGUGCCUUUCCGCAUCAACGAUUUGAGCUCCUUCGAAAUCUAGAUCAGACAGAGGAUCCAAAGGAGCUUCCAAAGGACGGUGAAUUUCAUGGUUCAUUCAGCCUCGCCUACUUUCACACGACCUCGAAAGGGAAACAAAAGGAAAGAAGCAAGGUCAUUACAGAGACUGGUGUCAAUAUUACGUUCAGAAAGCUUGAAGAUGAUGAAGGUUCAUUUAAGGUUGACGGCAGAGGAACCAACCAAUUUGGCAUCUUUCACAUCAAUGGGACGGCCAAACCAAGUCCUCAUGGCGAUGAUCAAUACACAAUUAUUCUAAGAAAAAGAUAUGAACCAUCGAGUGCGCCAGCACCUGCGGUACCUACAGAGAGCGACGGGAUGAAAAAGUCAAAAAAGAGGAAAAUGGGUGGAGUGGCAGGUAAUUCUGGCGGGAACGGAGAGAACAGCCCAUUACCUCCGCCAUCUCAAUCAUAUGAUAAGAAUGUGGUGUGUUUGCAGGGGAAACUUUACAAAGAAGAGUCACAAGACUUAGGCCUUGGGGAGAUUGUUCAUCGCAUCCACGGAAUGUGGUCGUCUGGCCUUGACCUUGUAUUGGCAGACCCUCAAAACGUGAAGGGAUUGUGCAAUCGAUUCGAAUACGAACACAAGAGCUCGGUUCGUAGUAAUACCUUCCCUGUGUCGGGGAAAUACACUGGCUGGUUCGACUUGAAUCAAGAAGAUGGAUCAAAAUCAAAGAUCGUAGAAAAAGAUGUUACCUUGAAAUUCCGAAAGAACAGCGCCGGCUACCACAACGUUGAUGGACGAGGAAGCAACUACUUUGGAAAAUAUACGAUUACGGGGACCCUUACAAAUGACAAUGUGAUUACGAUCUUUCGUCACUUCAAGCCUAUCAAGCUAAAAGGACCAAACAGACCAGUAACAUCAGCGCCUCCGCCAUUGAACACUCCGGGACAAUCACGAAAGCCAUCGGUACCAGCCACGCCAGAGCCGCAGCUCAAAUUAGACGAGGUAGUAGUUCCACAGGGGGACGAUCCAGUGGAUGCAUUAACGCCUCCCGAGAAUCCAUCUUAUUCGGCGGUCUCUCGAGGUGUCCUCAGAUUGAAUGAUGAUGGGUCCCACAGUUGCCAAGGAAAAUGGGCUGUAACUCGCGAGCAUUUCACAAACGGGCAAACGAGUAGUUUCACGUUCCGAUUGGAAGCACACCAUGCAAGUGAUGCUGGAAGUGAUCGUCCAUUCCCAUUAGAUUCUGCGAUGUACAAGGGCUCUUUUCAAUUGAAAAAGGGAGUUUCGCGGUAUCAGACUAUCGUUGAUCAGCAAAUUGUAAUGAAAUUCAAGAAAAAUAAGGCAGGAUCUUUCAAUGUCUAUGGCAAAGGAGUCAAUGCAAUUGGGGUUUUUAAACUAACCGGGACGCUCAUCACUACAGGACGAAGUGGGGGUCAAAUCGAAGUAUACAGAAUCUAUCAGCCGCAAACGCAACCGCCUGCGAAGAUGACUUCAAAGCCAUUGGAAGUUCCCUCAGGUCCUAUUUCCUCCGGAAAAAGCACUGUAUCAUCACUUCCGACUGCUCCACAACGGGCUGGAGUGGCGCGACGAGAGUCUUCACGUCUUGUGAAGGUUCCUUCAAGGCUUGAAGACGACGACCCAAAGGCGCAGCUGAACAGGAUAAACGACAAGUGCGGGCACAUUCUUCAUUUCAUACGGGAGAAAGAUGUGGAGCGUGGUGCAUUUUUCAGUGAACCUGUAGAUCCUGUAGCUCUGGGCAUCCCAACGUAUUAUCAAGUGAUUUCUGAACCAAUGGAUCUACGCACGCUGCAAAGAAAGGUUGAUGCUGGUGAAGUUUCUUCGCCAGAAGAAUUCGGACGGCUGGCUCGUCUUGUUUUUGAAAAUGCCAUGACGUUUAACAUUGAUCCAACACAUUCCGUCCAUCAAGCAGCAAGGAAUCUGCUCAUCCUUUUCAAUCAGAAAUUCCGCGAUGUUGAAAGGCAACUGACAACACUGCGGCGAAAUCAAAAGGGCGACAAAAAGGGCGGGGAGAAGAAAAGAAGAAGAGGAGCAGAAGAGAAUAAGAGCCCAAAACGUAGACGUCUCGACGAAGCACAAGAAAUGGCUACUGCAAACUCGAACGCACUCUCUGCAAUCGUUGCAGCUGCUCCAAGUGGAGCUAAUGUCAAUGUCACAAGAAAUGAGUUCAAUAUCAUGCUUCAGAUGAUUCGGGAUUUGCAAAAGCAAGUUGUUCAAACUUACACUGUACUUGCGAAUUCGAUGUCAGACGAGCCUGAGAUUGUUGCGAAUACAUACGAGAUCCCUUCAGCCCCAGUGGUGGAUUUCGAAAUGCCUCCUGCUCCGAAGAAAACCACCAAGAAGAAGCAGGAACCGAAGAUCGAAAAGCCGCCUGAAGAAGACCUCCGGCCACUCACGUUAGCAGAACAAGAGCUUCUUACAGAGACAAUAAACGAUCUGCCGACAGACAAUCUCAAUGGUGUGAUUCAAAUCAUCCGAGAAGCUGCCAAACUUUCUGGUGAUGAAGAUGAAAUUGAUUUGGAGAUAGACCAACUGGAUACCGCAACACAACGAAAGCUACUUCGCCACGUUUCAAAGUUCAUCAAGAAACCGAAGGGAUCAAAAGCAAGAGCUCCAAAGAAGAAAAUUACAGGCCAAGCAAAAAGACAGACACCUAACAAGAAGGCCGCGAAAGCUGAAACGCCAACUCUUGCCAAACCGAAAGCAGACCCCAAUUCAUUGUUUGCUUUUGGUGCGAAGGACGACAGUGAAUCAGAAUCCGAAGGGGAGAUCAGCGCUCCGGCAAGUACCCAAGCUCCCGAAGCUCCAGCUCCUUCCAAAAUUGUGGCCGAGGAAAGCUUUAACCUUGGAGAUGGUUUCGGUGCUGGCGAAGACGACUCUGAUGAAGAGGAUGGCAAUGAUGAGAUGACGAACGGUGCAGCAACUAGUUGGAACAUUGCAAAACCAGAAAAUGAAUCCACGAAGGAAGGUAUUGACGAUGACGAUGACUGGGGAGCUGCCAAAAAGGAAGCGGUGGCCUCUAAGGCCCGAGAGGAAGACAAAAAGAAGAGAGAAGAGAAAAUGAUCGCUGAAGCAGAGCAGGCGAAGAAAGAGCGACUUGCAGAGGCAGUAGAGAGAGGAGAGGAAAUCAAGCGGAGAAGGGAGGAAGAGGAAGAAGCAGAGGCUCGUCAGCGAGUAGAAGAAGAAAAAGAGGCCGAGGAAAAGCGGAACAAAGCCAGAGAAGCGGUUCGCGCGGAGUUGGGUUCAGUAGAGCAAACUGUUGAUCUUGACGCCCAACGAGAUAUCAUGAAACAGUAUGAGCAAAACUUUGAAAAGGAGCUUGCGGGAAGUGCAAGUCCCUCUUCAGAUUUUGGCUUUUAA
Messenger RNA from Cylindrotheca closterium, 3813 nucleotides. NCBI's taxonomy places the organism in Eukaryota, Bacillariophyta, Bacillariophyceae, Bacillariales, Bacillariaceae. The record is from the annotation of a GenBank genome assembly.